This is a messenger RNA of Lactuca sativa (garden lettuce), 1035 nucleotides long. The record is from RefSeq and is a predicted model, not a curated record. Lineage: Eukaryota; Viridiplantae; Streptophyta; Magnoliopsida; Asterales; Asteraceae.
AUGUCGGAGUUGCCUCAAGUUGCUGAUUUGGUUACACUUGCAUCGAGAGUUACAAUUUUUGUUUAUAACCACAAAUGGCCAUUAAAUUGGUUAAGAAAAAGACUAGGUUGGACUGAGAUUAUUCGUCCGGGUGCCACUCGUUUUGGUACUGCAUUUAUCGCAUUGAAGAGUUUGUGUGAUCACAAACAUGAUUUGCAAGCUAUGGUCACCUCCCCGGAUUAUAAAAAAAUAAAAGUGAUGACUCCAAUGUUGAGACUUUUACGGAUUUGUGAUUCGGAUGAGAAGCCGGCUUUAGGUUAUGUAUAUGAAAGGAUGUAUAGGGCAAAAAAAGGAACUAAGAAACUUUUUCACAACAACAAAGAGAUGUUGCGUAAGAGUCAUCAUGCUGCAGCUUAUUGGUUGAAUCCGAUCUUUCAAUAUGAUCAAGAAAGUUUUUGUAAGAAACCAGAGGUGGUAGUGGGGGUUAUGGAUAUGAUUGAGCGUUACAGUAGUGAUGGUACUGUCAGUGGUCUAACUCUUAUGGACCAACUAAAGUUGUUUCAUGAGCAUGAAGGUAGUUUUGGUAGAACACUUGCUUUUUAUUCUCGUAAUACUACUCGCCCAGAUGCUCUGGAAUUGCAAAAAUUUGCAAUUCGAAUUUUAAGCCAAACAGCUUCUUCUUCCAGGUGUGAGCAGGAUUUGAGUGUCUUAGAGAGAAUCCACACUGAAAGAAGGAAUCGGUUGGAGCAUCAAAGGUUUAAUGACCUUGUUUAUGUUCAUUAUAACUCGCGUCUACAAAAUAGGCUCAAGGAUCACAAAAAGUCUUAUGAUCCAAUUGAUUAUGAAUGCAUUGAUAAAAUUGAGUUUUGGGUGGUUGAUGAAAUAACGGAAGGUGAACCAAGUUAUACCGAAUUGGAGAAUAUGGUUGAAGAUGAGCCACCAAACUACAAUGAAUCAACAAUUUUUUCUAAAAUUGAAUUUCUAUUUGAUAUUGAAGAUGAUGAAGAAGAUGACGUUGGAGUUUCUUUAGAACAAAUUGAAAGUAAGCGUCAGUGA